Cantharellus anzutake is the source of this 2094-nucleotide messenger RNA. RefSeq names its product ATP-dependent DNA helicase. The coding region runs from base 1 to 2094 and encodes 697 amino acids. Lineage: Eukaryota; Fungi; Basidiomycota; Agaricomycetes; Cantharellales; Hydnaceae. The record is from RefSeq and is a predicted model, not a curated record. The transcript is spliced from 15 exons. Gene Ontology annotation, cellular component: chromosome; cytoplasm; nucleus. Gene Ontology annotation, biological process: double-strand break repair via homologous recombination. Gene Ontology annotation, molecular function: 3'-5' DNA helicase activity; four-way junction helicase activity; nucleic acid binding.
AUGGAACAAGCGCGCCAAAUCCUGAAGAAGACAUUUGGUUUCUCGGAAUUUAGGCUCUCCCAGGCCCAGGUUGUUGAAAGACUCAUCGAAAAGGACAAAAAUGUGCUCGUCCUCUACCCCACAGGUGGGGGGAAAAGCUUGUGCUACCAAAUUCCUGCUCUAUGUCUUGAUGGAUUAACCUUGGUCAUUAGUCCCCUGAUCGCGCUCAUGAAAGAUCAGGUAGACGUCCUACGUUCCAAGGGUGUCCAGGCAGCCAGCUUGGAUAGUUCCCAGACCGUGACUCAGUCGAACCUCGUGAAAACGUCCAUAAAAGAAGGGACACUCAAGAUACUUUACGUUGCUCCCGAAAGGCUGAACAACGAAACUUUUGUUGAGAUGAUGAGGAGCGUAAAUAUAUCCUUGGUGGCAAUUGAUGAGUCGCACUGCAUUUCUCAGUGGGGAACAACCUUUAGGCCGGAAUAUCUUAAAGUUGCAAGAUUCGUUCAGGAGUUUGGUGUUCAAAGGCUAGUAUGCCUCUGUCUGACGGCAACAGCAACACCCCCUAUUGCUCUUGACAUCUGCAAUGGUUUUAAUAUUGACCCUGAAGAAGGGACAUUUCGCAUCCCCAUGUUCCGACCCAACCUGUCCUUUCUGGUCAAGGUGGCUGAAAAUCUGGAAGACAAGUUAGCCCAGGUCGUUCCGAUUCUCAAGGAACGCACUGGUCCCGCCAUUGUAUAUGUGACACUUCAAGCGCAUGCGGAAGAAGGGGCGCGUCUGCUCCAAAAUCGUGGUCUAGAAGCCAAAAUGUACCACGCUGGUAUGAGCAGUGAAGAUAGACAAUCCAUUCAGGAUUAUUUUAUGGCAUCUGAAAGGGGAAUAGUUGUUGCUACGAUCGCAUUCGGCACUCUCUGCAGUAUCGACAAGAAUAACAUUCGUCAGGUCAUUCAUCUCUACAUGCCGAAAACAUUGGAGAAUUACUCCCAGGAAGUAGGGCGCGCAGGACGAGAUGGACUUCCCUCUACUUGCAUCAUGUUCCUCUCCGAACCAGACAUACCGACCUUAGAGGGCUUCUGCCGUGGUGAUACUUGCUCGAAGACAUCCAUCCAUCUGUGGCUUCAGGAAGUAAUGUUGAAAGAACCUGGUCAGGAUGGCACGAUAGCCAUAAACCAGUACGAACAGACGAGAACUUAUGACAUCAAAAGCACAACCCUUGCGCUUCUGUAUGCCGAGCUGGAGCUCCAGGAAGGGCUCAUACGGGCGGUCACACCCUACUACGCCGUAUACGAGUUUAACCCAAAAUCGCCCCAAGCAAGCCAGAUUAUUAACCGAGAUGAGCACCCUACCGCAAAAGCGAUUCGAAGUUGCAUGCGCGCGAGGAAAGCGCAGUACCAAUACAUUAUCGAUGUCACUGGAGCAGAAAAAUUGACCCCUUUUAGCCGUUCAGAACUCUCAAAAUGGCUCAUGCAUUGGGAGAUGGAUGGGUUAAUUGAUAUCAAAGCGAGCCAAGUGCGCAAUCGCUAUCAAAUCUUGAGAGAGAGGCCUACAUCCCAAGAGGAGAUAGAGAAGCUGGCUGACGUCAUGCAUAAGCGAAUGGUAGAGCGAGAGGAGACGGCCGUCGCUCGUUUACGUUCUGUGGUUCAAUUUGCUACUGACAAUAAAUGUCUAGCUGACACCCUUGCAGCCUAUUUCGGAGACUCUGAUGUUGUCCCUGAUCAUCAUUGUGGACGAUGCUCCUAUUGCAUCGACGGGGCCAUGCCUCCGUUUGAUGCGCAGCUAGACAAGAUCCAAAGCUUGGAUCCUUCACUUAUUCGUCGAGUUCUUGAUAUCUGCCCAGAUCGGGAUGACCCACUCUUGCUGACCCGCAUUGCCUAUGGCAUCUCAUCUCCGCGAAUCACGAUGCUAAAGCUCGGAAAGAACCCUGUAUUCGGCAGUUUAGCGAGCGAGAACUGGGGUAUGUUGGUAAAGGCAUUUGAGGAGGCCUGUGAGAAGGGGGACCAGACGAGGGCGACUUCAGCGCCGUCAGAGGCCAUGGCUGCUCGCACAUCAAGUGUCAAGCGCAAGCAGGACGCGUCAUCCUCGGCCUCAAGGAGUUCCAAGCAGCGCAGAUUUAAGUAA